This is a messenger RNA of Gavialis gangeticus (Gharial), 2301 nucleotides long. It is a transcript of the gene PDHX, whose product is annotated as pyruvate dehydrogenase complex component X. The transcript has 10 exons. Gene Ontology annotation, cellular component: mitochondrion; pyruvate dehydrogenase complex. Gene Ontology annotation, biological process: pyruvate decarboxylation to acetyl-CoA. The coding region runs from base 20 to 1408 and encodes 462 amino acids. The record is from RefSeq and is a predicted model, not a curated record. Gene Ontology annotation, molecular function: acyltransferase activity. NCBI's taxonomy places the organism in Eukaryota, Metazoa, Chordata, Crocodylia, Gavialidae.
UGGCUGUUUUAUUUCAUCCAUGUUUUGUUUUUCAGGUACUUCUGCUGUUAAAAUUUUCAUGCCUGCACUGUCUCCUACAAUGGAAGAAGGAAACAUUGUAAAAUGGCUGAAAAAGGAAGGAGAAGCUGUGAAUGCUGGAGAUGCAUUGUGUGAAAUUGAAACAGACAAAGCAGUGGUUACUAUGGAGUCAAAUGAUGAUGGGGUAUUGGCCAAAAUAAUGAUGGAAGAAGGAAGUAAAAAUGUGCGCCUGGGAACACUCAUUGCUUUGCUAGUAGAAGAAGGGCAGGACUGGAAACAAGUUGAAAUACCAGCAGACGUUGGUGGUGAUCUACCUUCUCAGGCUCCACAAGCAUCUGUACCUCCUCCCACUCCAGGAGGCCCUGUGAUUCCAGCCCCUAGCAAAAUGGAACCUCCACCUGGAAAACUGCAGAUUCGUUUAAGUCCUGCUGCUCGUAACAUUCUGGAGACACAUGGACUUGACCCAAGCAACGAAACUUCAUCUGGACCUCGAGGAAUCUUCACUAAAGAGGAUGCCCUCAGACUUCUGCAACAGCAACAGAAGAGCAAAACUACUGUAUCGAAACCUAUGGUUUCUCCUGCCCCUCCCCAGCCUUCUGCAGUGCCUUCGGCGCCACAAACAACAACUGUGUCUUCUGCUUUCCCAAGGCCUGCAAUUCCACCGAUAUCUACAGCAGGACAACUUGGUGUACCGGGUACGUUCACAGAAGUCCCUGCAAGCAACAUCCGAAGAGUUAUUGCCAAAAGAUUAACAGAAUCUAAAACUACUGUACCUCAUGCAUAUGCUACUGCAGAUUGUGAACUUGAUGCUAUCUUGAAAUUAAGGAAAGAAUUGGCCAAAGAUAAUAUUAAAGUAUCAGUAAAUGACUUUAUUAUUAAGGCAACAGCAGUUACCAUCAAACAAAUGCCAGAUGUGAACGUGACCUGGGAUGGGGAGGGCCCCAGGCAGCUGCAAUCCAUCGACAUUUCUAUUGCUGUGGCAACAGACCGAGGUCUUAUUACACCAAUCAUAAGAGAUGCUGCUGCCAAGGGAGUACAGGAAAUUGCUGCCUCUGCAAAGGCCUUAGCGAAGAAAGCAAGAGAUGGAAAACUGUUACCUGAAGAAUACCAGGGAGGAUCUUUUAGCAUUUCCAAUCUGGGCAUGUUUGGCAUCAGUGGCUUCAUUGCUGUCAUAAACCCGCCUCAGGCCUGCAUUUUAGCUGUGGGACGAGCACGGCCUGAACUCAAGAUUGUUGAGGAUGAAGAAGGGAAUGAGAAACUUCAGCAGCAUCAGCUCAUGACAAUGACACUGUCGAGUGAUGGUCGGGUAGUAGAUGAUGAACUGGCUUCAAAGUUCCUGGAGACCUUGAAAGCAAACAUGGAGAAUCCAAUGCGACUUGCCUUGUGUUAAAAUGAAUAAUAAAUCAGUUUCUGGAUUGGCAAAAUAUGGAGCAAAGUUACAAAAAAAAAUUACAGUCCAUUAGGACAUAAAUAGUUAAUGUGAGAUGGACAAAUAAAAUAUUUAAUUUAUUUGAAUUAACUUGAAAGACUCUUCAAAACCAUCUUUUUGACCAUUUCCAGCUCUCAAGUUUUAUACAAAAGUUGAAAUACUUUAAAGAAAUAUAGAAAUAAUGUUGACAUAUUAAAGUUCUUUAAAAGUUUAAUAUCAACUGCACAAGAUAUUUAACUGUACAGGUUACUGUUUAGUCAUAGAAAAUAGUUUGGGACUCUUAUAGGGAGGUUAGUGUGAGAAUAUUGUGUGAAAUGUAAGGGGGAAUGUGACAAUGCUUGUUUAAGGAUUUGCUGUCCUUUCAAAGUGAGAAAAUAAAAAGCAUCACUGUGUGAAAUGUCCCUAUAAAUUCUAAUCAGCGUUAAGUUGGCCAAACUAUCCAUUUUAGCUGUAUGUUUUAGCUUCUUAAUAUGCAAAGAAAUCUAUAGCUAAAAGCUGCUGUCAGAGUUGGAUUGUGUCAACUUCAAGUUCUCAGAGAUUUUGUUGAAGAUCUUAACAAAAUUCUGGGACAAAAUAAGUUGCUUUGGUCUGUUGACAUGGUGAAAUAGAAGUUACUUUUGGUUUGGUGGAAUAGAAGUUACUUUUGGUUUGGUUUACAUUACAGAAUUUACACUUCUUCCAUCGUACUCUGAGCUUUCCCUCAUCGGGCAGGAAAGAAAUGCUGCUGGGUAAAGACCAAAUCACAUGAAGAAUAUAAAUAUUGAUAUUCAAAAUAAAAUAAUAAAUAGUGACACCACAGCUAGAUUUGAAAAUAUGCAUACUUGUAUAUUAAAUAAAAACAUGUUUGAAUUGUG